Penicillium mononematosum is the source of this 2166-nucleotide messenger RNA. Its product is annotated as ferric reductase family protein. Gene Ontology annotation, biological process: intracellular iron ion homeostasis; iron ion transport; copper ion import. Gene Ontology annotation, cellular component: plasma membrane. NCBI's taxonomy places the organism in Eukaryota, Fungi, Ascomycota, Eurotiomycetes, Eurotiales, Aspergillaceae. Gene Ontology annotation, molecular function: ferric-chelate reductase activity. The record is from RefSeq and is a predicted model, not a curated record. The coding region runs from base 1 to 2166 and encodes 721 amino acids. The transcript is spliced from 8 exons.
AUGUUGCUCCGUUGGCUGGUAAUCGCACUCGCCCAGGGUGUCUGGGCCAACCACGAGGACGAGCGGUGUGUGACGGCUGUUUGCUCGGCAUACAACUACAUAUCAUUCGUUGGCCUUCCCACAAAGGGCAAAGACGUUUGGGAAUCGCAAUGCCGGAAUCCGCUCAAAGUCGCAUCGAUAUACGCCGCAUCCGAGAUAUAUUGCAAUGAGCAGGAACGGAGGAUAGGCCUGACCCAGCUGGCUGACCAGUGUCAAGAAUUUGGAAACCUUGAGCUGCUGCCGAGAGAAGCCGUCGCCGAAAACCUGACAGAGGAUGCCAUAAAGAAUAUGAAAACUGUUGACUAUCAAGAGUUGUCCCGAAGCGAGCCAGCGGAUACGCCUGUCCUUCUUUCUGCGUCUUACUUUGGUCUAAUGUUCAAUACUAUUGAAUCUUGGGAAUUUGAAACUUGGUCGCAUCAUGCAUUUGGGUAUAUUGGCUACGUAUAUUGGGGUGGCAUCCUGUCACUAGGGAUGGCUUAUCGCUUGUGCGAUUGGUUAUUCCACCGCCGACAACGUCGUGCAGAGCGUGCGCUCGAAUCCAAUGUGUAUCCUCUCAUAAAGUUCUUGGAAAACAUCCCGUUGAUAGGGACAGGGCUUCACUGGAUCCAGACUCAUCUGAUGAUGCCAGCGCCUUUGGCAACAACACAUGGUCGACAUCUGCUAGGCUUCACAUUCUCCACCAGAGUUGAGGCGCUUAUAGUAGUGGGAUUCUGGACAAUCAGCAUCGUAUUGAGUGUCGUGGGCUAUCGCACUUUUCCCGGAAACAUCUAUUAUCCCGAUGUCCCAAGCCAGAUUCUGCGUUAUUCUGCAGACCUAGUGCACUCUAUCCUUUACGUCGUCAUGUUCAUUCAAACGGGCAAAGCUUGGAGGGGUCUGUCCAAGACCUAUGUUCUAUGGGGUAUUUUGGGCACAUUCGUGAUGAUUCUGCUGUUGAUCACGUCGUUGGAUCGGAUUCGCAUUGCGACAUAUGAGCUCUUCUUGAUUGCUCAUAUCGUGCUUUCGAUUCUCACUCUUGUCGGCUGCUUUUACCACACAGUCAUAUUUGAAGGGAACGAAUACUGGAAGUACCUGUGGCCCACACUAGCUUUAUGGGUCAUUGAUCGCUUCCUUCGAAUUGUGCGAUUGUGUUACUGCAACAUUCACGUGAGUCUUUCAAGCAGAAGACUUGUGAAGGUUUCUGUGAGCCGCAUGGUUUACGACGAAAUGGCCGACGUGGUGCGGUUGGAGAUCACACCAGGAACGCCUUCGCUACAACCUUCACCAGGACAGUACUACUUUUUAUACCAACCAUUUCGGCUCACCGGCUGGGAGAGCCAUCCUUUUACAAUUGGAGCUUGGUCUUACGAAAUAGGGGACCAGACAUCGUUGGUACCGACAUCCGACAGAAGGAUCAAAUCGCUUGAUGUUUCGCAUGUACCGCUUCUUGCAGGCGGUGCCUCCGACCGAGAUUACCAAUGCAAUUCAGAAAAUGGCUCUUCGGGCCAGGAGGAAUCUUUGAAGUUGAAAUUGACUUUCUGGGUUCGCCCGUAUGACGGUUGGACCAAACAGUUGCGCCGGAAAUGUCUGAGCUCACCAGAUAAGACAAGCGAAACAACCAUUCUUCUUGAGGGCCCUUAUGGAGAAACCUUUCCACUGUGGAGGUAUGAAUCAGUCUUGAUCAUUGUUGGUGGAACGGGGAUAGCGUCGGCUGUGCCUUACAUUCAAGAUCACAUCCGCCGGUCGGUUGAAGACUGGGAUGCAAGCUCCGAGAAUGAGAAAACACGGGUGAGAGACAUGGAGUUUGUUUGGACCACUAAACAAGCGGCCUUCAUUCAAGAUGUCGCGCGGCGGGAGCUGAAGCACGCCCUCAAACGAGAGGACUUUAGUGCCUCAUUCUACGCUACGCGUGAUUCCACGACAUACUCUGAAGAUCCUCCCGGCUUUGGAUUCGAGAUCCAGUCAGGUCGACCUCACCUUCAAUCCCUGAUCAUGAGUCGGGCCUGCGAUGCAUGCUCAGCUGGUACUAGUCUUGCCAUCCUGGUAUGUGGCCCACCAAGAAUGGCAGAUGAAGCACGCGCCGCGACACAUCUAGCGAUGUGCCAAGGCCACCGCUCUAUUGAAUUCGUGGAGGAGUCAUUUACGUGGUAG